This is a messenger RNA of Physcomitrium patens, 1319 nucleotides long. The record is from RefSeq and is a predicted model, not a curated record. NCBI's taxonomy places the organism in Eukaryota, Viridiplantae, Streptophyta, Bryopsida, Funariales, Funariaceae.
AGAGAAGCUGAGGGGUUUGGAGACUUGCAGCAGCAGAGGGCGAGAAUUGGUGCGCACUCAGUAGAGUUCGAUUACGGUUGUUGGAGUCGUUAGUUGGAGAUAGCGUAGCAGAUUGUGGUUGAUGUGUGCAAUUAGUGGAGAUGGAUGAUGUGGAGAGGAACUUCGAUUUCGGGGAGGAGGAUGACAAUGGUGCUGUCGUAAUAGCCAAGGGGAAAGAGCUGGAAAAUUCAUGGGCAGAGACUACACAAGAGGUGCAGAAGCAGAUGCAGCUCCUGGCUUCGUUCGGUACAGUGGGCGGAAUGGCUGAUGUCGCGAUGGUGCCACGGACGAAUGCGUUGUUGCAGGACCACAUCGCCAAGCUGCGAGCCCUAAUUGUGCGUUAUGAGAUGAUUGCUCAGCAGUACCCUACAGAGGAGGGAGUUCAGGCCAGUAUGAGGACUGUAAAUGAUUGGAAAGAUCAAAUUCAGGCAUUGCGAAUGAGCUCAAGAAAUGCUAAUCUUCAGGCCAAACGUAAUAUUGAUCAAGCUGUUAUGAGUGAGGUCAGAUCACGUUUCAUAAGGGAGCAGCUUCUUUCUGGUGGACAGGAUGCUGACCUUCGCCGCAAACAGUUGCAAACAAAAGCUGGAAUGACUUCUGCUGCCGAGGGCAUUACUGAUGGAUUGCGUCGCACCCGCCAAAUCAUGAUUCAGGAGGUGGAACGAAAUGCAGCUACUUUGGGUGUAUUAGAUCAAUCAAAUGCUACACUUAGGAAGGCAGACGCAGAGUACAAAGGUCAACGCUCUAUUUUAGGUGUCACUCGUUCCAAGAUAAACUCAAUGACCAGACAGGAUUUGAUUGACAGGGCAUUGGUGAUCUUCUUUGUCUUCGUCUUCAUCUCCGUGUGUUUCUAUAUUACUCUGAGGCGGUUGCCAAUUGUGAAGCAUUAUGUACGAGGGUCUUCUAUAUUGCCGUUGCAUCAGCCACUACUGAAGGAUUCUGCACCACCUCAUUCACCACCUUCAUAUCCCCAAGCUCCUCCUCGAGAUUCUUUGUCCAGAGGUGAAUUUCAUGAACCUGAUGUUUAUGACACUGCCCCACAGUUUCAUGAGCACCAGGGUGCUCAGUCCCAGGUUUUUACUGCUCGAGGUGCACCAGAAUAUGUCUUACAAACUGCACAUGACAGUGCAAAGGACCCUUGGUACCUUGAAGAGUUGUGAAACACGCCUUGUUGACCUUUGAGGUCAAACUCAGCAUCAAUAUCCUUGUUUUACUUUUAUUUUAUUUUGGAGUGUGAAUAUGUCAUUAAAACUUAAUGAAAAAUUAAAUGUUCUGUGUCUGGA